CAGGCUCCAAAGCUACAGAGAAACCCUGUCUAGAAAAGCAAAAAAAAAGAAAAAGAAAAGAAAGAAAGUAUAAUAAAGGGAUUCUACCUGUAUUUUUAUUCCUAGAACAGAUACACCUCUAAACAGGUGUACAGCCAAAGGUGGGGUGUAGUUUGGCACGCAGACCCUUUGGGAGCUCCAGCGCGCUCACUCGGUCGUUGGUUAUUUAAAGCACACUCAGUUUGUACUCCUUUUCCCUGAACACCCGCCACAGCAGGUCUAUCACACGUAAACUGCUGUGGGAUAUGCCAUGCCCAGCAGGCGUCCAGCCACUCAGCCAGUGUGCUCCCCUGAAAAAGGUUGUCCUGUUCAACGUGUGUAACUUUGGUGUCCCACAUAUUAAAGCACCCCAAAAUAAAAGUUAAGUUUAAUGUCUGUCCUUUUCUCCUAAUUGUACAAGUACUGUUGAGAAACACAAACUGCAAGUUCGAGUCCGCAUUUUAGGACAGCGAGCUUGGAGAAGUAUUUUUUUGUUGUCUCCUUUGUUGCUAAUUCCUUGUGUCUGGUUCCUUUGGAAUGUCAUUCUUGUUAUCAACAAGACCCCAUACGCGCGCGCGCGCGCGCGCGCACACACACACACACACACACACACACACACACACACACACACACACCCCUCAUAGGAUCUCUGCUUCUAAGGAUCAGGUGAUCUUGCUUGCGGACAUCCCUUGAGGAGGGAGCCUCAGUCACUGUGAACAUAUGAGAUGUCUGUGUCCGUGUUCCGGCACGGAUGAUGUGAUACGCUGUGAUCUGCCAGUGUCUGGGUUCACAUGUAGGCAGUCAGACCAAAGCUGAGAGCCCAGUGUGACCCCUCUUCCUGCUGGUCUGCUUCGAACUUAACCCUUUGUUAGCUUCAAAGGUCUUCUUUUUUUUUUUUUUUUUUUUUUUUUUUGCUCCUGACUUUCUGCGGUUUCUGACACUAGAUAGGGUCAGCAGACAUGAGUCCUGCUGUCUUCCAAGAGAUCUUAGAAUCUCGGCUGGAUAGUACAGACAGGUAUAAAAGAUGGACGCUCUAGAUAAGCAGCAUGGCCUAGAUAUCCACAGAAUGCAAAGGGCACAGUUGUGUUGGAUAUUCAGAAGUCAUAGGAGUUGCAUGUUUGGCAUUGGUGAGAUCUUAGUGGAGAAGCCAGCUGUAGAACCACUUUGAUGGUAUGGCAGGGGAUCAGGGUUUAGGAAUGGGGUGCUCUGUCACUGAAAGUGAACUUAAUCUGGAGCUGUGGUAGUGUGAGCACUCAAUCGGAAGAGGAGGAAGUAGUGUUGGGAGGAAACCUGUCCAGAAGCACAGCGAGCGAGCGAGCGAGCAGGCUAGUGAGACCUGCCUAGGAAGAGAGCCCCGGUGUCGCGGAAGGGAGGCCAGAGUACCAAGAACUGCUGGUGUCUGGUCUCAAGUAAGUCAGUGGCGCGAGAUGGGCCCCGCAGGCCUGAGCUUCUAGCAGAUCCUGAUGGUCCUCUGUGGUCUUCAGCAGGCUGUGGAUAAGUACGUCUGGCUUCUUGACUCCUCCAUGUUUUCCUCCCAUUUUUGUUUCCUCUCACAGUGUGUGCUCAUCUGAUGGCAUAGAUGACUUUCAGGCAGUGGGGAUUUUGCCAAGCAGAACUUCUGAAGGCAUGAGGCCUGUGACCCAAAGCACAGGUGCUGGUAAGCCUGGAAGGCCUCAGGCUGAAACCAGUAAUCCCUGCCUUCUUGUAUACAGUGUUCCCUGCAGUUAGUUCCAGGUCUCCGUGAGCGCGCCAGGAACCAAGCCAGUCCCCAGACACUAGUCUGUUUAGGCAGAAUUUCACGAGUUAAUCAUUCCUUAGGCCUCCCUUGGCCCCUCCAUCCUGGAUCCUUAGGAAUUAGACACUUGGAAGGAUGUCGGGUCAAGGUUCUGGGCACAGGGCAAGGUGCUCCUCUAUUUACCAAGCUCACUGCUAGUGGAGUUUUCGCCAUGUCAUUUCUACCUCCAAAGUGAAGGCUCCAGAGCUUACCAUCAGAACCUGCUUGUCCACAUCUGGUCCAAGCAGGAGUACGAGGAAGUCCGCUUCUACACCCGUGAGCACAAACCCGUCUGUAUGGGAUAGUCCAUUGAGCUCCAGCAUUUAGACCAGCCCAUUACAGACAUUCCUGGAACAGAUUAAGGCUGGGCCAACAUGGCAUCUGUGUUUCGAAGCGAGGAGAUGCGUUUAUCCCAAGUGUUUCUCCAGGUGGAGGCUGCAUAUUGCUGCGUAGCUGAACUGGGAGAGCUUGGCUUGGUUCAGUUCAAAGAUCUAAAUGCAAAUGUGAACAGCUUCCAGAGGAAGUUUGUGAAUGAAGUCCGAAGGUGCGAGUCACUGGAGCGCAUCCUCCGUUUUCUGGAAGAUGAGAUGCAGAACGAGAUUCUAAUCCAGAUGCCUGAGAAGGAGCCAGAAACUCCUCUUCCCCGAGAAAUGAUCGUCCUGGAGAGUACUCUAGAGAAACUGGAAGGGGAGCUGCAGGAAGCCAACCAGAACCAGCAGGCUCUGAAGAAGAGCUUCUUGGAACUGACAGAACUCAAAUACCUCCUAAAGAAAACCCAGGACUUUUUUGAGACAGAAACCAACUUAGCUGAUGAUUUCUUUGUUGAAGACACUUCAGGUCUCUUGGAGUUAAGAGCCAUACCUGCCUUCAUGACUGGGAAGUUGGGGUUCACAGCUGGCGUGAUACACAGGGAGAGGAUGGCUUCCUUCGAGAGGCUUCUGUGGAGAGUUUGCCGGGGAAACGUGUACUUGAAGUUCAGCGAGAUGGACACACUUCUGGAGGAUCCCGUGACGAAAGAAGAAAUUAAAAAGAACAUAUUCAUCAUAUUUUAUCAAGGAGAACAGCUCAGGCUGAAAAUCAAGAAGAUCUGUGACGGGUUUCGCGCCACCAUCUACCCCUGCCCGGAGCCUGCAGCCGAGCGCAAAGAGAUGCUGGCCAGUGUCAACGUGAGGCUGGAAGACUUGAUCACUGUCAUCACCCAAACAGACUCUCACCGACAGCGCCUACUGCAGGAAGCAGCCGCCAACUGGCACUCCUGGGUCAUCAAGGUGCAGAAGAUGAAGGCCGUCUACCACGUCCUGAACAUGUGCAACAUCGACGUCACCCAGCAGUGCAUCAUCGCCGAGAUCUGGUUCCCAGUAGCAGACACCAAGCACAUCAAGAGGGCCCUGGAGCAGGGCAUGGAACUCAGUGGCUCUUCCAUGGUCCCCAUCAUGACAGAAGUGGAGACUAAAACAGACCCUCCCACCUUCAACAGGACCAAUAAGUUUACAGCUGGCUUCCAGAACAUUGUCGAUGCGUAUGGUGUAGGCAGCUACAGAGAGAUCAACCCAGCUCCCUACACGAUCGUCACCUUCCCCUUCCUGUUCGCCGUGAUGUUUGGAGACUGCGGUCACGGGAUGGUGAUGCUGAUGGCGGCCCUGUGGAUGGUCCUGAACGAGAGGCGCCUGCUGGCUCAGAAGAGCACCAAUGAGAUCUGGAACACCUUCUUCAAUGGGCGUUACCUGAUCCUGCUCAUGGGCGUAUUCUCCAUCUACACCGGCUUGAUCUACAAUGACUGCUUCUCCAAAUCUUUUAACAUCUUUGGAUCCUCUUGGAGCGUCCAGCCUAUGUUCAGAAAUGGCACGUGGAAUGCUCAUGUCAUGGAAAAGAGUCAGUAUUUGCAGCUGGACCCGGCCAUCCCAGGAGUGUAUUCUGGAAAUCCCUACCCGUUUGGGAUUGAUCCGAUUUGGAACUUGGCUUCAAACAAACUCACAUUUUUAAACUCCUAUAAGAUGAAGAUGUCAGUCAUCCUGGGAAUCAUUCAGAUGACUUUUGGUGUUAUUCUCAGCCUCUUCAAUCACAUUUACUUCAGAAGAACCCUCAACAUCAUUCUGCAGUUCAUCCCCGAGAUGAUUUUUAUGCUGAGCCUGUUUGGAUACCUGGUUUUCAUGAUCAUUUUCAAGUGGUGCCGGUACGAUGCCCACACAUCCCAGAAGGCUCCCAGCAUCCUCAUCCACUUCAUCAGCAUGUUUUUGUUUGACUACGAUGAUUCCAAUGCACCCCUGUACAGCCAUCAGCAAGAAGUCCAAACUUUCUUUGUCAUUAUAGCGUUGGUCUCUGUGCCGUGGAUGCUCCUGAUUAAGCCAUUUAUUCUCAGAGCCCAACACCAGAAAUCUCAGCUGCAGUCUUUUACCAUCCACGAGGAUGACAUUGAAGGUGGCCACUCAAGCACCUCUGCUCAGAAGAAGACCACAGGCGCCCACGGGACUAAGGAUGGCCACGACGAGGAGUUCAACUUUGGAGACAUCUUUGUCCACCAGGCCAUCCAUACCAUUGAGUACUGCCUAGGCUGUAUCUCCAACACAGCCUCGUACCUUCGGCUCUGGGCCCUCAGCUUGGCCCAUGCAGAGCUGUCCGAGGUGCUCUGGACCAUGGUGAUGAACAUCGGCCUCCGCCUUCGGGGCUGGGGAGGGCUCAUUGGGGUCUUCAUCAUCUUUGCCGUCUUCGCCGUCCUGACGGUCGCCAUCCUCCUCAUCAUGGAGGGGCUCUCGGCCUUUCUGCAUGCCCUCCGGCUGCAUUGGGUGGAGUUCCAGAACAAGUUCUAUGAGGGGGCUGGCUCCAAGUUCUCCCCAUUCUCCUUCAAACACGUCCUGGAAGGGGCCGAGGAGUAGGCUGGUGCCAGCUGAAGGAGUUCACUCUUGUCUCUGGUGUCCGCCCAGGCCAGGUGUCCCAGAAGCAGCCCUGUUGGCUCCCUGAAGUGUGAAGCUGUGUGAGGCAUGGGAUUCGGCAGGAUUUAACCACGUAACCGAGGGGCUGCUUUUUGUUUGGACUUCGUGUGCAGUCAAAUGAUCAAAUACCAAAAUAACUGGGAAACGGGAGGGGGCACUAGACCACUGUCUUGUAAUAGUUUAUUUUUGUUUUACUGUCUGUCUGUUUCGAGACAAGGUCUCAUGAGCUCCAACCGUCCUGGAAAUAGCUACGUAGCCAAGGAUGGCUUUGAACUCCGGCUCCUCCUGCCUCCACUUUGUUGAGACGACAGGCCCGGGCCACCACACCUGGAUCCCCCGCAGUAUUUCAAGGAUUAGAAUCACAAAAAUAAAUGUCUGCUCUGUUCACUGUU
Messenger RNA from Peromyscus leucopus (white-footed mouse), 5114 nucleotides. It is a transcript of the gene Atp6v0a4, whose product is annotated as ATPase H+ transporting V0 subunit a4. Gene Ontology annotation, molecular function: ATPase binding; proton-transporting ATPase activity, rotational mechanism. The transcript is spliced from 21 exons. The record is from RefSeq and is a predicted model, not a curated record. Gene Ontology annotation, biological process: proton transmembrane transport; vacuolar acidification. Bases 2167 to 4665 code for a protein of 832 amino acids. Gene Ontology annotation, cellular component: vacuolar proton-transporting V-type ATPase complex; plasma membrane; vacuolar proton-transporting V-type ATPase, V0 domain. NCBI's taxonomy places the organism in Eukaryota, Metazoa, Chordata, Mammalia, Rodentia, Cricetidae.